AUGGUGGGUGGAGCAUGGUUUGAGGCAGUGAGGGUAUGGUGGGUGGAGCAUGGUUUGAGGCAUGAGGGUAUGGUGGGUGGAGCAUGGUUUGAGGCAGUGAGGGUAUGGUGGGUGGAGCAUGGUUUGAGGCAUGAGGGUAUGGUGGGUGGAGCAUGGUUUGAGGCAGUGAGGGUAUGGUGGGUGGAGCAUGGUUUGAGGCAUGAGGGGAUGGUGGGUGGAGCAUGGUUUGAGGCAGUGAGGGUAUGGUGGGUGGAGCAUGGUUUGAGGCAUGAGGGUAUGGUGGGUGGAGCAUGGUUUGAGGCAGUGAGGGUAUGGUGGGUGGAGCAUGGUUUGAGGCAUGAGGGUAUGGUGGGUGGAGCAUGGUUUGAGGCAGUGAGGGUAUGGUGGGUGGAGCAUGGUUUGAGGCAUGAGGGGAUGGUGGGUGGAGCAUGGUUUGAGGCAGUGAGGGUAUGGUGGGUGGAGCAUGGUUUGAGGCAUGAGGGUAUGGUGGGUGGAGCAUGGUUUGAGGCAGUGAGGGUAUGGUGGGUGGAGCAUGGUUUGAGGCAUGAGGGUAUGGUGGGUGGAGCAUGGUUUGAGGCAGUGAGGGUAUGGUGGGUGGAGCAUGGUUUGAGGCAUGAGGGUAUGGUGGGUGGAGCAAGGUUUGAGGCAGUGAGGGUAUGGUGGGUGGAGCAUGGUUUGAGGCAUGAGGGUAUGGUGGGUGGAGCAUGGUUUGAGGCAGUGAGGGUAUGGUGGGUGGAGCAUGGUUUGAGGCAUGAGGGUAUGGUGGGUGGAGCAUGGUUUGAGGCAGUGAGGGUAUGGUGGGUGGAGCAUGGUUUGAGGCAUGAGGGUAUGGUGGGUGGAGCAUGGUUUGAGGCAGUGAGGGUAUGGUGGGUGGAGCAUGGUUUGAGGCAUGAGGGUAUGGUGGGUGGAGCAUGGUUUGAGGCAGUGAGGGUAUGGUGGGUGGAGCAUGGUUUGAGGCAUGAGGGUAUGGUGGGUGGAGCAAGGUUUGAGGCAGUGAGGGUAUGGUGGGUGGAGCAUGGUUUGAGGCAUGAGGGCAUGGUGGGUGGAGCAUGGUUUGAGGCAGUGAGGGUAUGGUGGGUGGAGCAUGCUUUGAGGCAUGAGGGCAUGGUGGGUGGAGCAUGGUUUGAGGCAGUGAGGGUAUGGUGGGUGGAGCAUGGUUUGAGGCAUGAGGGUAUGGUGUUUGGAGCAUGGUUUGAGGCAGUGAGGGUAUGGUGGGUGGAGCAUGCUUUGAGGCAUGAGGGUAUGGUGGGUGGAGCAUGCUUUGAGGCAGUGAGGGUAUGGUGGGUGGAGCAUGGUUUGAGGCAUGAGGGUAUGGUGGGUGGAGCAUGGUUUGAGGCAGUGAGGGUAUGGUGGGUGGAGCAUGGUUUGAGGCAUGAGGGUAUGGUGGGUGGAGCAUGGUUUGAGGCAGUGAGGGUAUGGUGGGUGGAGCAUGGUUUGAGGCAUGAGGGUAUGGUGGGUGGAGCAUGGUUUGAGGCAGUGAGGGUAUGGUGGGUGGAGCAUGGUUUGAGGCAUGAGGGUAUGGUGGGUGGAGCAUGGUUUGAGGCAGUGAGGGUAUGGUGGGUGGAGCAUGGUUUGAGGCAUGAGGGCAUGGUGGGUGGAGCAUGGUUUGAGGCAGUGAGGGUAUGGUGGGUGGAGCAUGCUUUGAGGCAUGAGGGCAUGGUGGGUGGAGCAUGGUUUGAGGCAGUGAGGGUAUGGUGGGUGGAGCAUGGUUUGAGGCAUGAGGGUAUGGUGGGUGGAGCAUGGUUUGAGGAAGUGAGGGUAUGGUGGGUGGAGCAUGGUUUGAGGCAUGAGGGUAUGGUGGGUGGAGCAUGGUUUGAGGCAGUGAGGGUAUGGUGGGUGGAGCAUGGUUUGAGGCAUGAGGGGAUGGUGGGUGGAGCAUGGUUUGAGGCAGUGAGGGUAUGGUGGGUGGAGCAUGGUUUGAGGCAUGAGGGUAUGGUGGGUGGAGCAAGGUUUGAGGCAGUGAGGGUAUGGUGGGUGGAGCAUGGUUUGAGGCAUGAGGGCAUGGUGGGUGGAGCAUGGUUUGAGGCAGUGAGGGUAUGGUGGGUGGAGCAUGCUUUGAGGCAUGAGGGCAUGGUGGGUGGAGCAUGGUUUGAGGCAGUGAGGGUAUGGUGGGUGGAGCAUGGUUUGAGGCAUGAGGGUAUGGUGUUUGGAGCAUGGUUUGAGGCAGUGAGGGUAUGGUGGGUGGAGCAUGCUUUGAGGCAUGAGGGUAUGGUGGGUGGAGCAUGGUUUGAGGCAGUGAGGGUAUGGUGGGUGGAGCAUGCUUUGAGGCAUGAGGGUAUGGUGGGUGGAGCAUGGUUUGAGGCAGUGAGGGUAUGGUGGGUGGAGCAUGGUUUGAGGCAUGAGGGUAUGGUGGGUGGAGCAAGGUUUGAGGCAGUGAGGGUAUGGUGGGUGGAGCAUGGUUUGAGGCAUGAGGGCAUGGUGGGUGGAGCAUGGUUUGAGGCAGUGAGGGGAUGGUGGGUGGAGCAUGGUUUGAGGCAUGAGGGUAUGGUGGGUGGAGCAUGGUUUGAGGCAGUGAGGGUAUGGUGGGUGGAGCAUGGUUUGAGGCAUGAGGGUAUGGUGGGUGGAGCAUGGUUUGAGGCAGUGAGGGUAUGGUGGGUGGAGCAUGGUUUGAGGCAUGAGGGUAUGGUGGGUGGAGCAUGGUUUGAGGCAGUGAGGGUAUGGUGGGUGGAGCAUGGUUUGAGGCAUGAGGGUAUGGUGGGUGGAGCAAGGUUUGAGGCAGUGAGGGUAUGGUGGGUGGAGCAUGGUUUGAGGCAUGAGGGCAUGGUGGGUGGAGCAUGGUUUGAGGCAGUGAGGGUAUGGUGGGUGGAGCAUGCUUUGAGGCAUGAGGGCAUGGUGGGUGGAGCAUGGUUUGAGGCAGUGAGGGUAUGGUGGGUGGAGCAUGGUUUGAGGCAUGAGGGUAUGGUGUUUGGAGCAUGGUUUGAGGCAGUGAGGGUAUGGUGGGUGGAGCAUGCUUUGAGGCAUGAGGGUAUGGUGGGUGGAGCAUGGUUUGAGGCAGUGAGGGUAUGGUGGGUGGAGCAUGGUUUGAGGCAUGAGGGUAUGGUGGGUGGAGCAUGGUUUGAGGCAGUGAGGGUAUGGUGGGUGGAGCAUGGUUUGAGGCAUGAGGGUAUGGUGGGUGGAGCAUGGUUUGAGGCAGUGAGGGCAUGGUGGGUGGAGCAUGGUUUGAGGCAGUGA
Messenger RNA from Closterium sp. Yama58-4, 3171 nucleotides. NCBI's taxonomy places the organism in Eukaryota, Viridiplantae, Streptophyta, Zygnematophyceae, Desmidiales, Closteriaceae. The record is from the annotation of a GenBank genome assembly.